AUGAGCCAAACAUCGCAAGAGUCUUCAACACUAUUGCCGGAGGUCCGACGGAAAGGGGACAGCCAGAAUUCCCGGAAGAGGACCUAUAGACAGGCUAAUCCGGAUCAGGCCGAGUCAAGUUCUCGCCUAUCCGAGGUGAUCACUUACGGGCCCAGCGACCCUAUCCCAACUGCCUCGAGUAGCCAUGAGGAUUUGAUAAUCGAAGUGCUCACCAACAAUUAUAUCGUCAAGAAAGUUUACAUCGACUUGGGAAGCUCGGUAGAUAUCAUGUACCUCCGCACUUUUGAGAGCCUCAAGUUGGCUAGGGAACACAUGACCCCUGUGCGAACGUCUCUUGUAGGAUUUGAGGGACAUGUCGUGCAUCCCGAGGGGAUGGUGACCUUGACAGUAACUGUGGGGCAUCACCCCCGGUGCCGAACCAUUCCUGUCAAUUUCAUAGUGGUGAGAGCUGACUCUCCGUACAACUUGCUCCUAGGUCGCCCCACGCUUAACGCUUUGCGGGCGGUAUACUCCACCUACCACCUGAGCUUCAAGUUUUCUACUCCUGCGGGGGUUGCCGAGGUCAGCAGCGACGUCUGCGCUGCUCGGGAGUGCUACCUCGCCACUCUACAAGCAGCCUCCCCAUCGACCUCUGGCGCGAGGUCCGAGAAGAGGUCAAAUAUCCUCUCAAUAGACUAUAUUGAUCCUCAGCAAGCUGAUAAGAUCCCGAGGCUGGAGACGGGGGAUGAGGUAGAGGAGAUUUUUCUAGAUCCUACGAAGCCUGAUCGGACGGUCAGCGUCGGCACUCGACUGCCUGGCCCGAUUAAAAGAGGUAUGGUGGACCUCCUCAGAGAAUACCGGGACGUUUUCGCUUGGGCCGCAGAUGAGGUCCAAGGAAUCUCGCAUCACCUCAUAAUACAUGAGCUGAACGUUGAUCCCCAAGUCCGCUCGGUUAAACGAAAAAGAAGGCACCUCGGCCCUGAGCGAAGCCGAGCUGUCGGUGAAGAAGUGGAUAAGCUCCUGCCUGCAAAGAUAAUCCGAGAAGUCCAAUAUCCGACCUGGUUAUCUAACCCGGUCAUGGUCAAGAAAGACACGGGGGCUUGGAGGAUGUGCGUCAACUUUACCGACCUCUAUAAAGUUUGUCCCAAGGAUUGCUACCCAUUACCCAAGGUCGACACCUUGGUGGACUCGACAAUGGGUUAUGAGAUCCUCUGUUUUCUUGACGCCUUCAAGGGGUAUCACCAGAUAGGCAUGAGUCAAGAAAACCAAGAGAAGACGGCCUUCUACACUAACCAGGGCAUAUACUGUUAUACCACCAUGCCUUUCGGGUUAAAGAAUGCCGGAGCCACAUAUCAACGCCUGGUUAACCAAGCCUUCAAAUCUCAGAUCGGCCAAAAUGUCGAGGCCUACGUAGAUGAUAUUCUUCUCAAAAGCCAGACGACCUCCACAUUCCUUUCCGAUCUGAAAGAGGUCCUUGAGGUCAUUCGGGAGACGCGAAUGAUGCUAAAUCCCAAGAAAUGUAUGUUUGGGGUCACUUCGGAAAAAUUUUUGGGCUACCUCGUCUCUAGGCGGGGCAUCGAAGCGAAUCCGGAUAAUGUGAGAGAGAUCCAAGAGAUGUCUCCACCUCGGUGCAUCCGCGACGUGCAGAGACUCACAGGACGGUUGGCAGCCCUGAACCGGUUCUUGUCGCAGUCAGCUUGCAAGGCGUUGCCCUUUUUCAAGGUUUUAAAGAAGGCCGAUAGUUUCUUCUGGAUCGAAAAAUGUCAGCAGACCUUCGACCAAUUGAAGGAAUACCUUCACCACCUCCCAAAACUCACCUCGCCUCGGCCAGGGGACAAGUUAUUCCUGUACCUCUCUGCCGCGGUUGAAACCGUAAGUGCCGCGUUGAUAAGGGAGGAAGGUGUUCAGAUGCCAGUCUACUACGUCAACCGACUCCUCCGAGAUCCGGAGACUCGAUACAGUCAGGCGAAGAAACUUGUGUUGGCCUUGAUCCACGCUGCCCGCAGAGGCUUCCGGACGCCUUACCAAUGGGCCAUCGAGUUGGGGGAGUACGACCUGUCUUACGAGCCUCGUACCGCAAUCAAGGCACAGGCCCUCGCGGAUUUCCUAACCGAUCUCACUUUCGGUGAGGUGAAUAAGACCACCCAGGAUACCGCUUCGGCUAACCCCGAGCCACAACGGUGGGUUUUGCAUGUGGACGGUUCGUCCAAUAGUGAGGGUAGUGGGGCAGGCUUGCUCCUCGAAAACCCCCAAGGAGAAAUAUGCUCAUAUGCUUUGAGAUUUGAUUUUAACGUUUUUAACAAUGAAACCGAAUACGAAGCAGUCAUCGCCGGCCUGCAGCUAGCUCGCAAGUUCGGGGCCGCGCAUAUCUUGGUCUAUAGCGACUCCCAACUCGUUGUGUGCCAAAUACUUGACGAAUAUGAGGCCAGGGAAGAGGUGAUGCAUCGCUACCUCUCCAAGGUCCACCAGUUAAUCGCACAUUUCGAGUCUUUUGAAAUUCAAAGGAUACCGCGGUCUCAAAACAAACGAGCUGACGCUCUCUCCCGACUCGCCUCCACCACGUUCUCUGACUUGAACAAGACGGUCCUUGUCGAAGUCCUAGCCGAGCCGGAGUACAUAGAAGAGGUCGUGUGUCCCGUUUAUCCCGGGGACACCUGGAUGGGACCCUUGAUUCGAUUUCUCAGCCAGGGGGAGCUCCCCGAGGACCGAGUUGAAUCAAGAAAACUUCAACGUAAAGCAACUCGGAUGCUCGUCAAAAAAGCUCUAUUGCUCAGGUAUUUUUGGCCCACUAUGAGGGUAGAUGCCCAGAUCAUGGUCCUUAGUUGCCCCUCUUGCCAGCACCACGCCCCUGAGCACCACCAGCCGACCAAUCUCAUGAUCCCCAUCACCUCGCCAUGGCCAUUCGAGCAAUGGGGAACUGAUAUAAUUGGUCCAUUUCCCAGGGCUCCAGACAAUUACGCCUACGUAGUGGUGGCAGUGGACUAA
Molecule: messenger RNA, 2964 nt
Organism: Coffea eugenioides
Lineage: Eukaryota; Viridiplantae; Streptophyta; Magnoliopsida; Gentianales; Rubiaceae
Exons: 3
Coding region: 1-2964 (987 amino acids)
Molecular function (GO): nucleic acid binding; RNA-DNA hybrid ribonuclease activity
Source: RefSeq, a predicted model, not a curated record